AACGAUCAGGUCUUUGUUUUACAGCUUUUGGCUGAUGCCAUCAUUUAUGCUCAAAAAAAUUGUUCUCGGAAACUUUUCAUCUGGCCCAGUGGACCCUAUGAUGGCUGAUGCUAUUGAUUUUAUGGUGGACAGGCUGGAAAGUUUGGGUCAGAGUGAACUGGCUUCAAGACUUACCCUGAAUUGUCAAAAUUCUUACGUGGAACCUCAUAAGAUUCGGAACAUCCCUGUGACCAUUAUGGAUGUAUUUGACCAGAGUGCACUUUCAACUGAAGCUAAAGAAGAAAUGUACAAACUGUAUCCUAAUGCCCGGAGGGCUCACCUUAAAACAGGAGGCAAUUUCCCAUACCUGUGCAGAAGUGCAGAGGUGAAUCUUUAUGUACAGAUCCAUUUGCUACAAUUCCAUGGAACCAAAUACGCGGCCAUUGACCCGUCGAUGGUCAGCGCUGAGGAACUGGAGGUGCAGAAAGGCAGCCUCAGCAUCAGUCAGGAGGAGCAGUAGCUGAGGCGUUGCCUGUUGAUAACGAGCGGGCCAGAGAGUUCUUGUCCAGUCAGCAGCGUGAGCGCCCGCCCGGCGGCCCCUCUGCUCCGUUGUCGGGUUCACCGGUUAUCACUGUGUUUGGAAGUAGGACUGAUUGUCAUCUCUGUGACAGGCGGCAGCUCUUCUGAACCAGUGUAACUGUUCCCCCUUCGGUUUUUUUUUAGCUUUCGAAUUUGAGGAAGUACUUUUGAAGACUCCCAUUUUAAGAAUUGUGAAAAUUUUGCUACCAAAAGUCUUCUCACCACUGUGUUCUUAAGAGAAUGUUGAUUUCUGAGGUUUGGGAUUUUGUGGGUUUUUUUUUUUUUUCCUUUUCUUUCCUCCUUUCUUUCUUGUUACGUUAUUUGCUGUAAAUGCUGCACGUCCAGAUUGUGUAUCAGAAGGACAUUGGUUAUGUUGAUGCUUUCUUGGUUGUAACUGUUACCAAGUGCCAAGGCUGUCUGUCACCCCACCGUUUGCUCUCCUGCAAAAUCAACUACUUCUAAUUUCUGGGUAAGCAGAUCAUUUUCAGUUUUAUCUGUUGUCUUUCUAGCCAUUACAGUCAUUUGGAAUAAAAACUCAAUUUCAGUGA
Messenger RNA from Leptonychotes weddellii (Weddell seal), 1106 nucleotides. Lineage: Eukaryota; Metazoa; Chordata; Mammalia; Carnivora; Phocidae. The record is from RefSeq and is a predicted model, not a curated record.